Messenger RNA from Knipowitschia caucasica, 564 nucleotides. The record is from the annotation of a GenBank genome assembly. Lineage: Eukaryota; Metazoa; Chordata; Actinopteri; Gobiiformes; Gobiidae.
AUGGUCGAGCUGUCCGUCAAACCAUCACAGCUCCUCUUCACCACAGCUCCUCUUCAUCACAGCUCCUCUUCAUCACAGCUCCUCUUCACCACAGCUCCUCUUCAUCACAGCUCCUCUUCAUCACAGCUCCUCUUCAUCACAGCUCCUCUUCAUCACAGCUCCUCUUCAUCACAGCUCCUCUUCAUCACAGCUCCUCUUCAUCACAGCUCCUCUUCAUCACAGCUCCUCUUCAUCACAGCUCCUCUUCAUCACAGCUCCUCUUCAUCACAGCUCCUCUUCAUCACAGCUCCUCUUCAUCUCAGCUCCUCUUCAUCACAGCUCCUCUUCAUCUCAGCUCCUCUUCAUCUCAGCUCCUCUUCAUCACAGCUCCUCUUCAUCUCAGCUCCUCUUCAUCUCAGCUCCUCUUCAUCACAGCUCCUCUUCAUCUCAGCUCCUCUUCAUCUCAGCUCCUCUUCAUCACAGCUCCUCUUCAUCACAGCUCCUCUUCAUCUCAGCUCCUCUUCAUCUCAGCUCCUCUUCAUCACAGUUUCAACUGUCUCCUGGUUAGCUCGCCGGUCUCCUUAA